UUUAAUUGAUAAAAGUGUUGAAAUGAAUUUUUAUGAGUUAUUUUCAGAAGUUGAUGAUUACGGCAAAUACCAAAAGUUGAUGAUAUGGUUUGUCUUAUUUCCGGCACAAUUACCAUAUUUAUGUCAACUAUACUGUCAUCUGUUUAUGUCGAUAACACCCGACCAUUGGUGCCGAAUGUCAUUAUUAGAGUCGUUUAAUGUGACCGAACAGUUCAGUCGACACCUAUUUGUACCCAAAAAGGACAACAUUUUGCAUAGUCUUCAAUACGAACAAUGCUUUGUAUAUAAUAUUAGUUACGAUGCUUUAGUUGAACAUAGCGUUCAAAUCGGUUGGAUACCAAACCAAACCUGGCCUAUCACCCGGUGCUCUCAAGGAUGGAUAUACAACAGGACUUUUCUUGGAGAUGAUCACUCCAUUGUUACUAAGUGGGAUUUGGUGUGCGAUCGAGCUUUCCUUCAAAUGAUUCCUAUAAUUGCAUAUUUUUCGGGAAGUUUUACGGGUUUUAUCUUCGGUAAUAUAUUAACAACAAAAUUUGGAAUGAAAUUCACAUAUUUUUUCAUGUUAUGUAUUCAUUGUAUUUUUGGGACAAGUAUUGCAUUUAACAAUCAUUUCGAUAUAUUCUCAUUAAUGCGGUUUUGUGUCGGACUCAGUGUAUCUAACAUUGCUUUAAUACCUCGAUGUCUAUCUCUUGAGUUGACAUCACAUGAAAGAAGUGCCAAUACUUUAUUGUUAACUGAUUUUUGGCGUAAUUUCGGUGCUUUGCUUUUGGUUAUUAUCUCAUAUAUGAUUCGAGACUUUAAUCAUUUAACAGUUGCCAUAAGUGUGCCUUUUAUGGUAUUUAUUUUAUAUUAUUGGGUAUUUCCAGAGUCUCCUAAAUGGCUUAUAGUGAACGAGCGUAUAGAACAAGUCGAUAGAUUGGUCAGAGAUAUCGCUACAACUAAUGUCACAUUACUUUCUCCUGAUUUCAGUAUAACAUUGCGGAGAAGAAUCCAAAUUGAAUGCGCCCUUCAAAGUGAACUCAAGACAUCCCGGAGCCAACCAUUACUAAUGAAAUUACUGUUUUUGCCGAAUAUGCGCUUCAAAGUCAUAACUCUUUGCAUACUAUAUAUCACACAAUCUGUUACUGACAUCGGAUUCACUUACUAUGUCAUUGAAUUUUCAGAGAGUCGAGGAAAUGGUGACAUUUAUUUCCCAUUUUUGGUGGCAAUCAUUGCAAACUAUUUCGGUCUAUUGAUUGCAUGGAUAACUUUGAAAUAUUUUGGCCGCAAAUAUACUAUCAGUUUUGGCAAUAUAUUGUCCGCUUUUUUCAGUUUAAUGAGUGCUUUUGUCAAAAAUAAAGACAUUAAUCUAUGUCUCAUAUACUAUGCAUCGGCUAAAGUGUUUCAAUCAUCCUCUCAAAGCUGUUUACAAGUUUGGAGCCAUGAAUUGCUACCACUUUCUCAUUACUAUUCAGUGAUAACUUUUUGUGAAACUCUGUCUAAUUUAGCGUUAAUAUCGGUUCCAAUCGUUAUCUUUUAUGUAAGCUUUUCAAGUGUUACUCCUUUUUCUAGUUUAUUAAAUUGA
Molecule: messenger RNA, 1564 nt
Organism: Oppia nitens
Lineage: Eukaryota; Metazoa; Arthropoda; Arachnida; Sarcoptiformes; Oppiidae
Product: beta-alanine transporter-like
Exons: 7
Coding region: 23-1564 (513 amino acids)
Biological process (GO): transmembrane transport
Cellular component (GO): membrane
Molecular function (GO): transmembrane transporter activity
Source: RefSeq, a predicted model, not a curated record